UUGUAAUACAGGUCAACUAAGUGAACCGAGUUUGUUAUAUCAACCUUUGUGCUCUAAGUGUAUCUUCUACGAUAACAUAAGGGUUCCACGUCCAUGCCGCAUUGAGGGAACUGAAGUUGUUCUGUACUCUGAAAACAUGCGAAGGCCUGCUAUUUUUGGGAGUACAGAAAAUACAAAUAUGACAAAACACAAACAGCAACAUCAUGAAGAUGGUGAUGAAAGUCACUUUGAUUGGUUAAGGAACCUUCUUAGUUCUUCUUUCUCGAAAAAAAGACUAUCAUCUUGUCAAAUGAAAACUUUUGGAGUUCCUCUAGAGGUUUUGACAGAAAAUAACUCUUCUCAAAGCUCAGUACCUUUUGUGAUCAACAGAUUAUGUCAAUACAUUAUUGAAAAUGGCCUGAAACAUGAAGGUAUUUUUAGAAAAUGUGGGAAUGCCUGCUUAAUAGACAAACUGAAAAUUGCUUUUGACCAGACUGGUGAUGCUUCAUUAGAAACAGAAGGGGAUGUGCCCUCUGCUGCCAGUUUACUGAAGCUUUUCCUUUGGGAACUUCCAGAACCAGUUGUACCUUUUUCACUAUGCACUGAAUUUCUUAAUUCAGUAAGAGGCUAUGGUAGUAAUCGAGAAGAGUGUUCGAGAAUGUUGAAAUGUUUGUUGGAGAAGAUGCCUCCUCAAAACUUCCACCUCUUGAAGUAUCUCUCACAGUUUUUACAGGAAGUUGCUAGUCAUAAAGAUCAAAACAAAAUGGGACCAUAUGCUCUAAGUUUUGUUUUUGGACCCAACUUAUUUAGAUUUUCAGAUGGUGUGAGGAGACUAAAAUAUCAGUCAGUAAUUAAUCAAGUCAUUGGAUAUUUUAUUACUGACUACUAUGCAAUAUUUGAAGAGGAUUAUUCUGAAGUUGAUUUUCCCAUCAUGAAAGAAACUAGGCAGAAAUAUGAACAACUAUUAAACGAACAAAACUCUAAACUCACAUUUCCAUUGAAGGCAGAAAAACUUGAGAUAGCCUUUGUUCCAACUUCUGUGUCUAUUGAGCCACUCUCUGUUAUUAUACCUCCAUUAAGAAAAUAUUUUAAUCAACAAAGACAAGUCCCUUCUUUAACUAUAGAUAGGAUUGUGGAAAAGACCUUUAACCAAAGAGUAGUGGAGCACUUAUUUGAUGAACAAGUCAAAGAUUCACAAAAAAUUUACUUGUCUCAAAAAAGGAGGCACAAUGAACAAGAAGAACCCAGCACCUCAAGAUCAAUCUCUUUAGAAAAUCUCUUGAACCAGGAACCACAAAACACAUAUUAUACCUCUAUUACCCACCAAAGUAGUCAGGAAGUAAUUGAUCUUCAAGAAUCAACUUGGAAUGUGCAAAACAAAUUCAACUGGAAACAGGUCUAUGUAACACCAACUCAUGCCAAAGAAAUUGCUGAUUUAAGCUCCCAUUCACCACGAGCAAAACGUCGAGAUAUUGAUAGUUCUAGAUCUUCAAAUAUAUCUGUGAGUAGUGAGGACCCAAAUAUUCAACUCUCAGAAUAUAAGGAAAUUGAUGUUCAUGAAGCUCAAAGAAGUGCAGAAUGUCAUGCUCCAUUACACAUAUCUCUUUUUACUAGAUGUACUCCAUCUAGACCUCCACACUGUAGUUUAAACAUGUGCAGCAAAAUCCAAACAAAUACUGAACAAGAGGAAAAAACUUGCAGUCUUCCUGAAGUGUUCUCUGUAUUGCCACCACAAGAUGAUUCUCUUAAUUCUGAUCGUGACAAAGAAAAUGUGCAUUGUACUGAAGAAUAUACCAAAAGCCAUGAAACCCUGGAACAGUUCAAAGUGUGUACUUUCCAUGGCAUGUUUGGAAAUCGUUUUAAUGAAAGUGUGACUCAUCACACACUCAAGGAUCAUCCUCACUUACAUGGUCAUAAUAAACCUCAUCAUCAUCACCACCACCACCACCAUCACCAUCAUCACCAUAAAGAAGAUAAUUUGUAUCAUAAUAAAGAAUUUUUAUCCCAUCCAGUAGUGAAAUUACAUCCCUUGGAGAGUUAUGAUUUAACAGAAAGUGGAGAUGAUCAUGUAAGUACUACCCCUUGGGAAGAUAGUACUACAAAAGAAAUUCCUCCUCUUCUAGACUUCACCUCCCUGUAUGAAGAAAAUGGUGGAGCAGAGCCAGUUCUAUCAGAACAUUGUUAUAGUUGGCCCCCAGUAAGUCGUGGUUAUGAAGAUGCUCAGCUUUCUCCAUCUUUUCACUAUCUUCGGAAAGAAAAUCUUGAUUUGGACCCUAUUUUCCCUCCUUCACCGCCUAACGACCAAGAAUUAUUCAAAAAAAGGUCUCUCAAGUUUGAAGAAGAAAUGAUGACUAUGAAACAUUUAAACAAAAAAAUUCACAUGUUGAAAAAGAAAAUACGACAUUUUGAAGAGAUAUUUGAAUCUGAACAUGGUUUCAGGCCAUCUCAAGCAGAGAAGAUGAAGUAUUCAGAAGUAAAAAAACUUGUGCAAGAGAUAAAUAAAGCAAGAAAAGAACUGAAAUAUUUGAAAGAAGGACUCCAUUUUGAAGGUUAUACAUUUCCUAUGAAAACAAAAGCUCCAGUAUUUGAAGAAGAGGAAAUUGAUGAUAAGAAGAUAGGAUUUGGCACUUCAGUGUGUGAACAUACACUGAUUGAGUCUACAGUGGAAGACUCUUUGGAAAAAGCAUUUACAAGCCUUUCAGGAAAGAGGCAAUUAGUUGAAAGGCCUCACGAACUAGAGAAUAUGACUAAUGAGCAAGUUAAGGAAGAAAAAGUUGACAUUCAGAAAGCUUUGCUCAAGAUUGAGAGCAUCCAUGGAAGGCCUUCACUUGUACAGAAUAGAGAAGUGGUUCAUCCACUGUAUGAUCACUAUCGAAAAGUGAAACGACUGGUUGCAAGAAAUAGCAUACAAAGUGGAACUGGAGUAAUGGGAAAAGACACAGGAUUGGAGUUGCAACCAAUUCUGGAACAUGUGGCUAUGGAUUUUAUUUCUCUCCAGCCUCGAGAAGAAUGCACCGAAAAGGAACCAUCUGAUGAACAGUAUAAAGGAAGGAAUGUUUUGACUAAUAAACUACAAACGGAGUUACAAGAGAGCAAGGUUGAUGUCCUGAGUGAGCAAGAUACUGUUAACCUGUCAAAGUUGGCUGUCUUUGUCAAAUGUGACAGUUCCAACCUACAUGAGCUUCCUUUGUAAGUAAAGUUUUUAGGUAUUUUAAUACUUUUUUA
Molecule: messenger RNA, 3204 nt
Organism: Limulus polyphemus (Atlantic horseshoe crab)
Lineage: Eukaryota; Metazoa; Arthropoda; Merostomata; Xiphosura; Limulidae
Product: protein FAM13B-like
Exons: 19
Coding region: 137-3172 (1011 amino acids)
Biological process (GO): signal transduction
Source: RefSeq, a predicted model, not a curated record